This is a messenger RNA of Topomyia yanbarensis, 2076 nucleotides long. RefSeq lists its product as uncharacterized. Lineage: Eukaryota; Metazoa; Arthropoda; Insecta; Diptera; Culicidae. The record is from RefSeq and is a predicted model, not a curated record. The coding region runs from base 1 to 2076 and encodes 691 amino acids. The transcript has a single exon.
AUGAGUGAAAUAAAUCACAAUCUGUGGCAGCGCGUGAGAAGGACGAAGCAGAGGCACGGGAAAAAAUUGCUUUCUCUCGCCCAUGCACAGUCUCCAAAGAAAUCAAAGCGCCCCCCGCAGAUCAUCGACAAUUUUGUGAUAAAUCUCUCGUCCACACAGCCAUCACAAGCUGAGCUGGAUCUGCUGAACAAGGGAUUAAACUAUGCAGCCCCUCCUUCACAUCCCCCACUUGCCGAAACAGUGAAUAAUAUUGAAAGCGCCAUACAGUACAACAGUUUCACGUCGAAGUCAGCCAUCCGACAUGAUCUCGAGCAUUGCUUCCCGGAUGAAGUUAACAGAAGGUCCGAAGAGCAACGGUCAAGCACCGAUGUGUCGAACGUAAUUCGCGAACUGAAAGCCCGGGACGUGGUGUACUCUCGGGCAGAUAAAGGAAAUGCUGUUGUGAUCAUGGACAAACAAGAUUACGAUCGUCGCGUUCUCGACAUGAUUAGUACUGGUCCGUACGAAGAGUGCAAAUAUAAAAACGGUAAGCCGAAAGACCCGCUCAACGUAAUGAUAGAGGAGGCAAACACUGUCCGUCAGAAGGUCGCUCGUUUGAUGGGAGAAGAAAAAUUCGAACGGAGAUUCCACGUUCCGAACCCGAAAGUCCCUUCACUGUACUGCCUGCCAAAAAUUCAUAAAAACCCAGUGUCAAUGCGGCCAAUCUCAUCUAACAUUUGCGCGCCCACCGAGAAGAUGGCUGCUUGGCUGGUGGAUGAAAUGAAAAAGUACCCUGUUACUCACGGAAAAAGUGUAAAAAACAGCAUAGAUUUGGUGGAGCAACUGAAAGAUUUUGAGGCCAGGCGGGGGGAAGUUCUGGUAUCGUUUGAUGUGACUGCUUUAUUCCCAAACGUACCAGUAUCUGACGCCUUGGAAAGUCUUCGACGACAUCUGGAGCGAAACCGCGUGUUACCUUAUCAGGUCGAAGCUUACCUUUCAGUGGCAGAGUGUUGCAUGAAGCAGAACUUCUUCACGUUUAGAGGGAAGUUCUACAAGCAAACGUUUGGUCUUAGCAUGGGCAACAAGCUUUCGCCUCUACUAGCAGACGUUUUCCUGAGCGAUUUCGAGUUAGCUUUAGGCAAAGAAAAGCUCUUCCCUCGAGUUUGGAGACGCUACGUGGACGACAUUUUCGCAGCCGUGAAAGAACGCUAUCUAACGCAGACCCUUGACCUAUUGAACUCCCGUCACAGUACAAUAAAGUUUACGGUAGAGAAGGAAAUAGAAGGGAAAUUGCCAUUCCUAGACCUGAUGAUAACCAGGAAAGCGGACAACAAACUAAAAUUCGGGAUCUACCGAAAAGCGACAUCCACAGACAGAUACAUAACUUCCGACUCUAACCAUUUCGGCGCUCAAAAACAAGCAGCCUUCCAUUCCAUGGCCCACCGUCUAUUCAAUGUACCGAUGGAAAAUGAAGAAUUCCAGGCCGAGCGGGAAAAAAUAUACAAAGCUGCUGUAUUGAACGGGUAUGAAAAAAGAUUUGUGGACAAAAUUCUAAGAAAACACAAAAGGAAAAAGCACAGACAAAACGCGACAACGUUAGAGCCGGAUAAAAAACAGGAACGUAGAAUCUGCUUGCCGUUUUACCCCAAAAUUACUAACCCUGUCCAAACCGUCCUAAAACAGCAUGGUUACCAAGUCGCAUACAAAAGUGGUAACACCUUGAAAGACCUCUUGUGUAAUCUAAAAGACAAGGUUCCAACCGAUCAAAAAUCGGGGAUCUACCAAAUCCCCUGUAAAGAUUGCCCCGCAGUAUAUAUUGGACAAACUCGCCGAAAGUUCAAAGUCCGCAUUCGAGAACAUAAGCUUGCUGUCGACCACGAAAGAGGCAACGACUCCAGUGUGGCAGUACACACUAUAGCCCACAAUCACACCAUAGACUGGGACAGUGCGAAACUCGUGAAAACUGUACGGAAAGCUGCACACCUGAACGCAUGGGAAUCAAUGUACAUAGCCAAUGCUGAACACGUGCUUAUGAACGAGGACGACGCGCCAAUAUCAUCACCCCUUUUCCACUUGACAAACCUGAAAAUUCAGUGA